GUUCGUCUUCACUCACAUGAUGUAAAAUAUGGGUCAGGAUCAGGUCAGCAGUCUGUCACAGGAACUCAACAGCAAGAUGACCACAACUCUAACUGGCUGAUUAAAGGCACCCCGAAGAAGUCAUGUAAACGAGGAACCCCCAUUUCAUGUGGUCAGCAAGUAAGGCUAGAACACCUUGCAACAAAACGCAAUCUGCAUUCACACCACUUCUCCUCACCUCUGUCAGACCAACAAGAAAUUUCUGCAUUUGGUAGUGAUGGUGAGGGUGAUUCUGGGGAUGAGUGGCUUGUUAUUUGUGAUGGUGAAGAAUGGGGCAGAGAGCAGUAUAUCAUGUUCAGGCACAUAGAUACUGAUGUAUAUCUUGGAGUAACAGGACAGCAGUAUGGGAGGCCAAUUCAUGGACAGAAUGAAGUGGUAGGCUUGUCUCGCCCAGGUGUCCAAGCAAAGUGGCAGACAAUGGAAGGAGUUUUUAUUAAGUCAACAGAUUUUUCUGAAGAUGUUAGAGUUUUCCAUGAUCCUAGUGAACUCUAACUGUAUAUACCUUAGAUACUUUUAAACCUAAAUUGAUUUGGCAUAGGUGUUUUAAUUUAUUCCUUUUAGAUAUACUAAAGUUAUGGCAGUAUUGUUAUGAUGUUUUUUUUUUCUUUUCUUUUCAUUUCUCAAUAUAUUUAAUGAAUAAAUUUCCAUACAAUGUCAAAAAUACAUUUUGUAGCAGACUUUAAGGAAAAACUUACCUUUAUUUAUUUAUGAAGGAAAAGGUUUUUGCACAAGAUGAAGGGCAUUUUCUGCCUCCAGAUGAAUGUGUGUGUGUAUAAAUACAACAAAUCUCUUCAGUA
Penaeus vannamei (Pacific white shrimp) is the source of this 836-nucleotide messenger RNA. Its product is annotated as stromal cell-derived factor 2. The record is from RefSeq and is a predicted model, not a curated record. NCBI's taxonomy places the organism in Eukaryota, Metazoa, Arthropoda, Malacostraca, Decapoda, Penaeidae.